Durusdinium trenchii is the source of this 1032-nucleotide messenger RNA. The record is from the annotation of a GenBank genome assembly. NCBI's taxonomy places the organism in Eukaryota, Dinophyceae, Suessiales, Symbiodiniaceae.
GCGCGGUGCUCCACAGUGUGGAAGGGCUGUCCAGGUUGCUUUUCUCUACCCUUAUGCUGUGUUGGAACAUCCGGAGGGUGUUGCCCGACGACGCAGACACCCGGCGCUUGUCCUUCCAAGAGUGGACCGAGAUAAAUGCCAAGAUCGAGGCCGACGGCACCACGCCGUCUGUGGCCGUGCAGAAGUGCAUCUACAAUGCCCUGCUGCAGGAUGAGUGUUUGGAGCUGCUGCCGGACACCUCCACAGCGCGUAUCGUGAAGAACGCAUCGAGAGACACUUCGCAGGUGGAUGGCGUGACUUUGAUGGGCUGGUCCUCCAUUCCCAGUGGUGGCUUGGAGAGGCAUGAGAUCGCGCCUCAUAGCGGCCACCAAGGUGUUGGCUUGUCAGGGGCCAAGCUCUCUCACGUGAUCCUCAGUGAAACUUCCAGUAGCUUUUUUGACCGUGGGCAAGUGAUGCAAGUGGAUGGCCCAUCAGCUACCGGUGAGGCCUUGUGGCUAUGCUUGAAGCAUAAGGCAUGGCUCUUUCUGUCGACCGGACCCAGCGACCCGCCCUAUGCCUUCAUCCGGCUGAAGGAAGUGGUGUUGAGAGACACCAAUUUUCAGGAGAAGAGUGUAUUCCUGGCGGGCAGGAAGAGGCUGACAGAUGAUACUGCAGGCCCUUUUGGAGAUGCUGGCAGGCUCCCACUACAGCUUUGCUUCUUGCUGGCGGAUGGCCGCUUUCAGCUCUUCGAGGCAGUGUGGCUGCAACUGCAGUUCUCUUCAGAUGAGGAGCUGCAGAGCUGGUCGGUGGCCUUGGCCAAUGUUUGUGCCAGUGACACAACACCUGAGAUGCCCACGGGCGAUGGAUGGAUAUAGCAGAUGUUGACGCCUGUCUCGGUGGCGAAGAACCAACGCCGAAGGGCGGGCCGCCGGGCCACAACCUGAAGCCAAGAUCACACGGCCGCUGCCAUCGCGGCCGGUAGCGGGCGGCGGAGAAGGGUGCGAGCGGGGCGAUCCAAAGGUUGUUGACCCAGGAAACCAUUGCCCGAUCUUG